UUAGUUCUACUUAAUCAGUUUUGGCUCCACAUAUUAUAUAGACAUAUAUUCAGAGUUCGUUGUGGCACUUAAGAACUAGUUAAGAUUAGAAACAGUACUACAAUGCAAUAGGUGUCGAACCUGAUAUAGCAAUGUCUAAGGCCUUAUAGAACUUGUCCUAGAAAUAGUUAGAACUGGGAAAAUCCCCUCGAUUGAAUUCGAUUUGAAAGGGAUUUUGUUAAGUACUUGCGCCCAUCCUAAGCAGGAAUUCAGAAAAUAGUUUGCUCGAACGUUGUCAAUUUCUGCACAUGUGUCCACACACCCACACACACACACACCCACACACACACAUAUAGAGACACUUGUUUAUGCAUUUGCAUCGCAUCAUGAGAAUUUGCUGUGCUACAAAUUAUCCUGUAAUUGUCUCGAGGACAUUUGCUGCAGGAUCGCAUUGCGUAUUCAAAUUGAGCAGCGUUUAAGUAACGAUUGAUUGCUUGAAUGAUUGAUUGAUAAGCGCAUGCCAUCACCACACUCUCAGCCCCACACAUUUGAUGAACUUUUGGAUAAUAAAACGAUAAACAAAUUAUUAUGAUGGCGACAUUUUACUUGGGUGGUCUCUCUCGGUUCCUCCCGCUAUCCAUUAAGGGUUCUAGGUCUAAUAAUUGUCCCAAAACAGUGGGAAGUUGGACACCUUGCUGCACACACACACACACACACACACACACACACCUACCUGGGUGGCAGCUAUAAAAGUCUCUGGUGGAGGCGUCCACUGGUCAAAAGGCAGACGAGAUGGCAGCGCAGCAGUUGAGGAAAUUCGAGUUGGCCAGGGAGCAUCUGGUGCUGGACACCCAUGAGGCGUUCAGCUAUCAUUGGCGUGUUUGGGAGCUAACUGGCUUGAUACGGCCCUCGGGCAGGUCCCGGCCGAGGUACCUGCUCCAGGCCAUUUCGCUGAACGUGCUGGUCACAUUGCUGUUCCCGCUGACGCUGCUGGCGCGGCUCAUCCUGACGCGCAAUCUGCAGGAGCUGUGCGAGAAUCUGACCAUUACGAUGACCGACAUUGCGGCCAACUUCAAGUUCAUCAAUGUGUUCCUGGUGCGCCGGCAGCUCGACCGGAUACGCGAGCUGCUCCAGGUGCUGGACAGGCGGGCGCUGAGCGUGCAGCAUCCCGAGGAGCUGGACGCGCUGCGGCAGGCUGUCAGCACGGCGAGGAGAAGCUUUCGCAUCUUCGCCGGCAUCUUUGUCGUCGGCACCCUGCUCAGCUGCAUCCGGGUGGCCAUAGCAAAGGAGCGCCGGCUGCUCUAUCCCGCCUGGUUCGCUGUCGACUGGCUCAGCUCGGAUCUGGCGUACGUGUGCAUCUGCUGCUAUCAGCUGUUCGGCCUGAUCGUCCAGGCCAUCCAGGACUGCGCCAACGACUCCUAUCCGCCGGCCUACCUCUGCGUGCUCACGGGCCACAUGCGCGCCCUGGAGCUGCGCGUGCGUCGCCUCGGCUAUCCGGGCCAUCCCGAGUGCCCGUCCUGGUGCCGCAUCGUGCAGCUGGAGCUGCACGACUGCAUCGAGGACUUCAUACACAUCAGCCAGCUGCACGCCAGCAUCCAGCAGAUCCUGUCGAUUGCCUGCCUCGCCCAGUUCCUCUGCACCGCCACCGUCCAGUGCACCGUGGCCAUGCACUUCCUCUAUGUGACCGACUCGCACGAUCUCUCCGCCAUGAUGCUGUCCUCGGUGUUCUUCCUGGCUGUCACCCUGGGGGUGUUCAUCAUCUGCUACUUCGGCGACCGCAUGCGCAGCCAGAGCGAGCAGCUGUGCGACGCCUUCUACGCCUGCAACUGGCUGGAUCAGUCGCCGCAGUUCCGCCGCUUGCUGAUCUUCACGCUGAUGCGCAGCCAGAGGACGUUCUGCAUCUAUGCCGGCGGCUACAUAGCCGUCACCCUGGAGACCUUCGAACAGGUGCCCCCAUCUCACGUGCUCCAUUUCAGUUGAUGCCUGUAAUCCUAUCGAUAUCUUUCUUUUCCCAGGUCAUCCGAUCAACCUAUUCCGCCUUUACGCUACUGCUGCGAGCCAAGUGAUCGGGGAGAAAUGGAAAUUCACGAAGCUGGAGCAGAUAUAUACACAUGCGAGUAGAGCUACUGUAAGUCAGGGAAGAGAUCAGAUCUAGCCUUUGGCUAUAGCUAUGACUAUAAAGAGCCGAAAGAACCUAAUAUACGAAAUAU
This is a messenger RNA of Drosophila mojavensis, 2189 nucleotides long. It is a transcript of the gene Or2a, whose product is annotated as odorant receptor 2a. Gene Ontology annotation, biological process: sensory perception of smell; detection of chemical stimulus involved in sensory perception of smell. The transcript has a single exon. Bases 772 to 1959 code for a protein of 395 amino acids. Gene Ontology annotation, cellular component: plasma membrane. Lineage: Eukaryota; Metazoa; Arthropoda; Insecta; Diptera; Drosophilidae. Gene Ontology annotation, molecular function: odorant binding; olfactory receptor activity. The record is from RefSeq and is a predicted model, not a curated record.